Lates calcarifer (barramundi perch) is the source of this 966-nucleotide messenger RNA. Its product is annotated as trace amine-associated receptor 7f-like. Gene Ontology annotation, biological process: G protein-coupled receptor signaling pathway. The transcript is spliced from 2 exons. The record is from RefSeq and is a predicted model, not a curated record. Gene Ontology annotation, cellular component: membrane. Lineage: Eukaryota; Metazoa; Chordata; Actinopteri; Centropomidae. Bases 1 to 966 code for a protein of 321 amino acids. Gene Ontology annotation, molecular function: trace-amine receptor activity.
AUGGAAGAAGAUGAACUCUGCUUCCCACAGCUCCUCAACACCUCCUGCAAGAAGCCGAAGCCUCCUCCCUCUGAGGCUGUGUUCAUUUACAUCCUGCUGUUCUUCAUCUCUGUGCUGACUGUCAUUCUCAACCUGCUGGUCAUCAUCUCCAUCUCCCACUACAGGCAGCUCCACUCCCCCACCAACCUCAUCCUCCUCUCUCUGGCGGUCUCAGACUUCUUCGUGGGCCUCCUGGUGAUUCCGUUUACUAUCCUCACAUCAGGGACCUGCUGGGUCCUUGGUGACCUCAUGUGUGCUCUGUAUUUUCUCUUACCUUACAUCCUUGUUGUUGCCUCUGGGUUAAACAUGGUGCUUGUAUCAGUCGACCGUUAUGUGGCUAUUUGUGACCCCAUGCAUUACUCCACCAGGAUCACUGAUAAAGUUGUUAGCAUCAGUGUUUGUGUGUGUUGGAUCUGUUCUAUUUUCUACGGCAUUUUCAUUUCAUAUGAUCACCUGAAACAACCAGGUCGGUAUAAUUCCUGCUAUGGAGAGUGUCUGGUUAACGUUGUAGGAGAAGUGGAUCUUGUGACGUUCAUCAUUUCCAUUACAGUCAUUGUAGCUCUGUAUAUGAGAGUGUUUUUUGUGGCAGUGUCUCAGGCUCGUGCCAUGCGCUCUCAUGUUGAAACCACAGCCCAGUAUUCAAUGACCCUGACAAUGAAGAAGUCUGAGCUGAAAGCAGCCAGGACUCUUGGUGUUGUUGUAGCUGUGUUUCUGAUUUGCUAUUGUCCAUACUACAUUUUUAUUCUCACAGGCAACAUCUUGGUUGGUUCUUCAACUGAGGCCUUUAUGAGCUUUCUGAUGUAUUUUAACUCCUGUCUGAACCCUGUCAUCUACGCCUUCUUCUACCCCUGGUUUAGAAAAGCUGUAAAACACAUUGUCACUCUUCAGAUCCUGCGGCCUGACUCCACUGAGACCAACAUACUGUAG